This is a messenger RNA of Hyalella azteca, 564 nucleotides long. RefSeq lists its product as uncharacterized. The coding region runs from base 1 to 564 and encodes 187 amino acids. The transcript is spliced from 2 exons. Lineage: Eukaryota; Metazoa; Arthropoda; Malacostraca; Amphipoda; Hyalellidae. The record is from RefSeq and is a predicted model, not a curated record.
AUGAUCAUCGUACUCAAGCCAGAGUUCAGGCCCAGCUUCCAGCUAUCAACUGAAGGAUCCCUCANCAUCACAGGUUCUCAGCAGCAGACCGGAAACAUCACAGGUUCUCAGCAGCAGACCGGAAACAUCACAGGUUCUCAGCAGCAGACCGGAAACAUCACAGGUUCUCAGCAGCAGACCGGAAACAUCACAGGUUCUCAGCAGCAGACCGGAAACAUCACAGGUUCUCAGCAGCAGACCGGAAACAUCACAGGUUCUCAGCAGCAGACCGGAAACAUCACAGGUUCUCAGCAGCAGACCGGAAACAUCACAGGUUCUCAGCAGCAGACCGGAAACAUCACAGGUUCUCAGCAGCAGACCGGAAACAUCACAGGUUCUCAGCAGCAGACCGGAAACAUCACAGGUUCUCAGCAGCAGACCGGAAACAUCACAGGUUCUCAGCAGCAGACCGGAAACAUCACAGGUUCUCAGCAGCAGACCGGAAACAUCACAGGUUCUCAGCAGCAGACCGGAAACAUCACAGGUUCUCAGCAGCAGACCGGAAACAUCACAGGUUCUCAGUAG